CCCCGCCCUCGGCGCCCCCGCCCCUCCAGGAAGGGGAGGAGGCGAGGGGAGCCCGCCGCCGCCGCCGAGGCCCGACGAAGCCCCCCGCCCAGCCUGGGGUCCCCUCUGCCCAUGAGGCGGACGCCCCCCGCGAGCCGUCGGGUGCGGAGCCGGGCGCGAAGGUCUUGAGUCAGAGUGCCGGCCUUGGGGCCCCUGGACCACUGCCAUGGAGACUGAGAGUGAGCAGAACUCCAACUCCACCAAUGGGAGUUCCAGCUCCGGGGGCAGCUCUCGGCCCCAAAUAGCUCAGAUGUCACUGUACGAGCGGCAAGCAGUUCAGGCUCUGCAGGCUCUGCAGCGACAGCCCAAUGCGGCUCAGUAUUUCCACCAGUUCAUGCUCCAGCAGCAGCUCAGCAAUGCCCAGCUGCAUAGCCUGGCUGCCGUCCAGCAGGCCACCAUUGCUGCCAGCCGGCAAGCCAGCUCCCCAAACGCCAGCACAGCACAGCAGCAGACUGCCACCACUCAGGCCUCGAUCAAUCUGGCCACCACGUCGGCCGCCCAGCUCAUCAGCCGAUCCCAGAGUGUGAGCUCUCCCAGUGCCACCACUUUGACCCAAUCUGUGCUACUGGGGAACACCACCUCCCCGCCCCUCAACCAGUCCCAGGCUCAGAUGUAUCUACGGCCACAGCUGGGAAACCUAUUGCAGGUAAACCGGACCCUGGGCCGGAAUGUGCCUCUAGCCUCCCAGCUCAUCCUGAUGCCUAACGGGGCAGUGGCUGCAGUCCAGCAGGAGGUGCCAUCUGCUCAGUCUCCGGGAGUUCAUGCAGAUGCAGAUCAGGUGCAGAACUUGGCAGUGAGGAACCAACAGGCCUCAGCCCAAGGACCUCAAAUGCAAGGCUCUACUCAGAAGGCCAUUCCUCCUGGAGCAGCUCCUGUCUCCAGCCUCUCCCAGGGCUCUAGCCAGGCCCUCGCUGUGGCUCAGGCUUCCCCGGGGGCCUCAGGCCAGUCCCUCAACCUUAGUCAAGCUGGUGGAGGCAGUGGAAAUAGCAUCCCAGGGUCCAUGGGUCCAGGCGGAAGUGGCCAGGCCCCUGGGGGAUUGGGGCAGCUGCCUUCUUCAGGAAUGGGGGGUGGUGGGAGCUGUCCCAGGAAGGGCACGGGAGUGGUGCAGCCCUUGCCUGCAGCCCAAACAGUGACUGUGAGCCAGGGCAGCCAGACAGAGGCAGAAAGUGCGGCAGCUAAGAAGGCAGAAGCGGAUGGGACUGGUCAGCAGAACGUGGGUAUGAACCUGACACGGACAGCUACACCUGCUCCCAGCCAGACCCUUAUUAGCUCAGCCACCUACACACAGAUCCAGCCCCAUUCCCUGAUUCAGCAACAGCAACAGAUCCACCUCCAGCAGAAACAAGUGGUGAUCCAGCAGCAGAUCGCCAUCCACCACCAGCAGCAGUUCCAGCACCGCCAGUCUCAGCUCCUCCACACAGCCACACACCUCCAGCUGGCCCAGCAGCAGCAGCAACAGCAGCAGCAGCAGCAGCAAGCCACAACCCUCUCUGCUCCUCAGCCCCCACAAGUCCCCCCUACUCAGCAGGUCCCGCCUUCCCAGUCCCAGCAGCAAGCCCAAACCCUGGUAGUUCAACCCAUGCUUCAGUCUUCACCCCUGUCCCUCCCACCUGACCCAACUCCCAAGCCGCCCAUCCCUCUCCAAUCCAAACCACCUAUCCCACCGAUCAAGCCACCUCAGUUAGGGCCUGCUAAGAUGUCAGCUUCCCAGCAGCCACCACCCCAUAUCCCUGUGCAAGUCGUGGGCACCCGACAGCCAGGGACAGCCCAGGCACAGGCUUUGGGGUUGGCACAGCUGGCAGCUGCCGUGCCUACUUCCCGGGGGAUGCCGGGCACAAUGCAGCCCAGUCAGGCCCAUUUGGCCUCGUCGCCACCAUCAUCCCAGGCUCCUGGUGCGCUGCAGGAGUGCCCUUCCACAUUGACCUCUGGGAUGACCCUUGCUCCUGUGCAGGGGACAGCACAUGUAGUAAAGGGCGGGGCUGCCUCCUCCUCACCUGUUGUAGCCCAGGUCCCUGCUGCCUUCUACAUGCAGUCUGUGCACCUGCCGGGUAAGCCCCAGACAUUGGGUGUGAAACGCAAGGCUGAGUCUGAGGAGGAGAGAGAUGACGUCUCCACAUUGGGUUCCAUGCUUCCUGCCAAGGCGUCUCCGGUAGCAGAGAGCCCAAAGGCCAUGGAGGAGAAGAGCGGCUUUGGAGAAAAAGUUGAAUCAGUGACCAAUGUGAAUGCUAAUACCUCAAGCAGUGAACUAAUAUCCUUGGCUCCUGCCCCAUCAGCACCACCUCCUACACUAGCCAUGGUGUCCAGACAGAUGGGCGACUCAAAACCCCCACAGGCCAUUGUGAAGCCCCAGAUCCUCACCCACAUCAUCGAAGGCUUCGUCAUCCAGGAAGGAGCAGAGCCUUUCCCGGUGGGCUGUUCUCAGUUACUGAAAGAGUCUGAGAAGCCUCUACAGACGGGCCUCCUGACGGGGCUGAACGAGAACCAGUCCUGUGGCCCCUUGGGAGGGGACAGCCCGUCUGCUGAGCUCGAUAAGAAGGCGAAUCUCCUGAAGUGCGAAUACUGUGGAAAGUACGCCCCUGCAGACCAGUUUCGAGGCUCCAAGAGAUUCUGCUCCAUGACUUGUGCUAAGAGGUAUAAUGUGAGCUGCAGCCACCAGUUUCGGCUGAAGAGGAAAAAAAUGAAAGAGUUUCAAGAAGUCAAUUAUGCUCGUGUUCGUCGGCGUGGACCCCGCCGCAGCUCCUCCGACAUCGCCCGUGCCAAGAUCCAGGGCAAGCGACACCGGGGUCAAGAGGACUCUAGCCGGGGUUCAGAUAAUUCCAGUUAUGAUGAAGCACUCUCUCCAACAUCUCCUGGGCCUUUAUCAGUGAGAGUGGGGCAUGGAGAUCGAGACCUGGGGAACCCCAACACAGCUCCACCUACCCCAGAAUUACACGGCAUCAACCCUGUGUUCCUGUCUAGUAAUCCCAGCCGUUGGAGUGUAGAGGAGGUGUAUGAGUUUAUCGCUUCUCUACAAGGCUGUCAAGAGAUUGCAGAGGAGUUUCGUUCCCAGGAGAUUGAUGGACAGGCCCUUUUAUUACUUAAAGAGGAACAUCUUAUGAGUGCCAUGAACAUCAAGCUGGGCCCAGCCCUCAAGAUCUGCGCCAAGAUCAAUGUCCUCAAGGAGACCUAAGGUGGCCUUCUUGCACAAAGCAGCCGAAGGCAGACACUCUCCAUUGUCCAGGCUGUCACCUGCCUGGUGCCUGCGACUUUACAGGGAAUAAAUGACUUUUCCAAUUA
Pipistrellus kuhlii (Kuhl's pipistrelle) is the source of this 3315-nucleotide messenger RNA. It is a transcript of the gene PHC1, whose product is annotated as polyhomeotic homolog 1. Bases 206 to 3208 code for a protein of 1000 amino acids. Gene Ontology annotation, cellular component: PRC1 complex; nucleus. Gene Ontology annotation, molecular function: zinc ion binding; protein binding. The transcript has 15 exons. Lineage: Eukaryota; Metazoa; Chordata; Mammalia; Chiroptera; Vespertilionidae. The record is from RefSeq and is a predicted model, not a curated record.